AACCAAGCUUUCAACUCUUUCUUCUCUUCAUCUCUAAGCUAUUUCUCUACAUUUCUCUCCGCUGUACAAGCCACAAAGACCCUUUCAUUCUCUCUCUUUGUCUUCUUUCCACCCGUCACCUGGGCCUGAUGGGGGUGGUGAAGGUGUGUCAUAAAGCGUCUCACUGUGAACUCGGUCACCAGUUUAACUGCAUCCGCCUGCAGAGAAGCCGUGGUCCGUGUGACUCUCCCAGCAUGAGGAAAGUGUACAAUUUAGUGAAUGUAACUAAAGGCCGGGACCGGGAGCCGGUGCAAUCCAUCCGCCUCAAGCAAAUCCAGAUUACCGACCCGAAGCAAGAACUCAACAAACGCACCUCCAACACGGGACGUCCCGCUUUGUCUUAUUCCAUCUCACAGUCCUCUACCGAUAGCUACGGUUCAGUGGGCAGUGGCAGCUCAGAGGAUGAGUCCUCCCCCAGGGACAAGCCUCAGAAGACUCACCAGGGCCUCUCUGACUUCUGCAUCAAAAACAUCAAACAGGCAGAAUUUGGGCGCAGAGAAAUAAUGAUUGCACAGAAAGAAAUGCCGGCGUUAAUGGUCCUGAGGAAAGGAGCAGGUGGAGAGAAGCCGUUGGCUGGAGCCAAAGUCUUAGGCUGCACACACAUCACCGCGCACACAGCGGUGUUGAUUGAGACGCUCUCUGUUUUGGGAGCCCAGUGUCGCUGGGCAGCCUGUAACAUCUUCUCCACUCAGAACGCUGUGGCGGCUGCUCUGGCUGAAGGAGGCACACCGGUGUUUGCAUGGAAAGGAGAAUCCGAAGACGACUUCUGGUGGUGCAUCGACCGCUGCGUCGGUGCUGAGACCUGGACGCCCAACAUGAUUCUGGAUGAUGGCGGCGAUCUGACCCAUUGGAUCCAUAACAAGCACCCAAGCCUGUUCAAGAAUAUCAAAGGCAUCGUGGAGGAAAGCGUUACAGGCAUCCAUCGCUUGUACCAGAUGUCGAAGGCAGGCAGGCUGUCCGUCCCGGCCAUCAACGUUAACGACUCGGUGACCAAGCAGAAAUUCGACAACCUCUACAGCUGCAAGGAGUCCAUACUGGACGGGUUGAAGAGAACCACCGGCGUCAUGUUCGGAGGAAAACAGGUGGUGGUGUGCGGAUACGGGGAGGUUGGCAAAGGUUGCUGUGCGGCCCUGAAAGCGUUGGGCACGAUUAUGUACGUCACAGAAGUGGAUCCCAUCUGUGCCCUUCAGGCAUGCAUGGAUGGCUUCAGAGUGGUUAGACUGAGUGAAGUGGCCCGGCAGGUAGACCUGGUCAUCACUUGCACAGGCAAUAAAAACGUGGUGGGAAGGGAGCAUCUGGACAGAAUGAAGGAUGGCUGCAUACUCUGCAACAUGGGAAACUCCAGCACCGAGGUUGAUUUGGGGAGCCUGCAGACGGCAGAGCUCAGGUGGGAGCGUGUGAGGCCGCAAGUGGACCACGUUGUUUGGCCGGAUGGCAAAAGAAUCGUCCUGCUGGCUGAGGGUCGUUUGCUGAACCUGAGCUGCUCCACGGUCCCCUCAUUCGUCCUCUCCAUCACCGCCACAACGCAGGCUCUGGCUCUCAUUGAGCUGUACAGCGCUCCAGAAGGACGAUACAAACAGGACGUCUACCUGCUGCCAAAGAAGAUGGAUGAAUAUGUUGCAAGCCUUCACCUGCCGACGUUUGACGCUCACCUGUCGGAGGUGACUGAUGAACAGGCCAAGUACCUGGGCAUCAGCAAACAUGGACCCUUCAAACCCAACUACUACAGGUAUUAACUUUUCGGCGGACUCUACAAAGUAAAAAGCACGGACACUCAGUCUUACCCAGACUCAAAAAGAGCUUGCGCAGAGUAUUUGUCCUUGUUUUUACGUUUUUCCUGUUCUUAAAUGUUCACAAUGUAAUCAUGGUGAAUUUGGAAUUAAAGCUAAAAUAGUUAUAAUAGCUAUUCUUCUGCAUGAAAUGAUAACAAGAUGUACAAUUGUAGCAGUAAUAUACUGUAUAUUUAACCAAUAACAUGUGAUCACCUUUCAGUAUAUUAUUAGUAAUCUUUGUCAACUAAACAUCUAAACUUCAUAUAAACAAAGCAUGUAAUUAUCUAACAACAGUGAAUACAGUUGAAAAACUGUACUUGAUAAUCAACUAAUUGCUAUUUGAGAUGUAAAUCCCAGAUAUUAGGAUGAUUGCCUGUAGACGCAGUGUGUUUGAUAUCUGAUGGAUUGUGAUGGACCAUAAAAACAAGAUAUUUAUAUUGAUUUCUAAAUGUUAGUUGAAGUGAAGCAUGCACAAUUAUUAUAAUUAAAAUAACAUAUUUGCUUUUUUCCCCUGGAAGAUGUCCUCAAUUUGUACCUGCAUGAAAGUAUUUAACUUGGUUUAAUACUGUUGUAUGAUGCACUGAACUAACUAAUAACUUACUGUUUGACCACCAGGGGGCGUAAGAACACUUUUGUCUUUGAGUGACACUCAAUGACCGUAAUUAUUUCUACUUGAUGAAAAGCGUUUUGUCAAACACAAUAAAAUUGUAGAACAGUUUUACCUGUAUAUAUCGGAUGUUAUAUGAGAUUUCACAUAAAUCUGAAUAUAGUUCAUUGUAACUAAAUAAGUAUAAUUAACAUGCUAAAAUUUCAUGGCUCAUAAAGAUAAUCGUAAUUCUGCGACCAUGAACAAGGACGGGAAACAGACACUGAUAAAUUAUUUUGCCUUUUCUCACAAAUCCAAUUCACACAGAAUUGUGGAUCAAAAUAUUUUAAAAAGAGGCCAAAGGUCAAGUUGUUUGCACCCUCACAUUUCACCGAACUCCUUGAGCGGACGCUUGAAGAGAGACACGAGGUAGAAUGGGGACGUGUCUCUAUCAAUUACACCUGUGUUUAAACCUGCAAUGUCAAAAUGGUUGCAAUGACAAGGGCCUGUGUGGAGGUCUACUCUGUUAUGCAUGUCCAACAUUGUACUGAUACGUAUUGAACUGGGCAAA
Molecule: messenger RNA, 2968 nt
Organism: Pungitius pungitius (ninespine stickleback)
Lineage: Eukaryota; Metazoa; Chordata; Actinopteri; Perciformes; Gasterosteidae
Product: S-adenosylhomocysteine hydrolase-like protein 1
Exons: 17
Coding region: 129-1775 (548 amino acids)
Biological process (GO): L-methionine cycle
Cellular component (GO): cytosol
Source: RefSeq, a predicted model, not a curated record